Messenger RNA from Pelecanus crispus (Dalmatian pelican), 789 nucleotides. It is a transcript of the gene HOXD4, whose product is annotated as homeobox D4. NCBI's taxonomy places the organism in Eukaryota, Metazoa, Chordata, Aves, Pelecaniformes, Pelecanidae. Gene Ontology annotation, cellular component: nucleus; nucleoplasm. Gene Ontology annotation, molecular function: RNA polymerase II cis-regulatory region sequence-specific DNA binding; DNA-binding transcription factor activity, RNA polymerase II-specific. The record is from RefSeq and is a predicted model, not a curated record. Gene Ontology annotation, biological process: embryonic skeletal system morphogenesis; anterior/posterior pattern specification; positive regulation of transcription by RNA polymerase II.
CAAGUAGGAGGGCUCUAUGGCAGGGGAAAAAAAGACAACACGAGAAAAAUUAGUAUUUUCUACCUUCAGAAAUUAAUGGCCAUGAGUUCGUAUAUGGUGAACUCUAAGUAUGUGGAUCCCAAAUUUCCUCCUUGCGAGGAAUAUUUGCAGAAUAGCUACCUAGGCGAGCAGGGGGCCGAGUACUACAGUGCCUCGCAGGGCUCUGAUUUCCAGCACCAGGGGCUCUACCCACGGUCAAACUACAGCGAGCAGCCCUUUAGCUGUAGCAAUGCCCAAGGCUCUGCCGUGCAGCCGCGGGGUCAUGGACAGGAGCAAUCCGGCCCAGCGAGCCACUUCCCCGGCCAAGCAGAGCAUUGUCCACCGCCUCCAAUGCCCAACUCGCGAGCCUGCAGCCAGCAGCCGGCCCUCAAAGCCCCAAACGGGUCAGCACUUAAGCAGCCAGCAGUAGUUUACCCCUGGAUGAAGAAAGUCCAUGUUAACUCGGUGAAUCCCAAUUACAACGGAGGGGAACCUAAACGCUCCCGUACAGCUUACACCAGACAGCAAGUCCUAGAACUGGAAAAAGAAUUUCAUUUUAACAGGUACCUGACCAGGCGCCGCCGUAUCGAGAUAGCCCACACUUUGUGUCUCUCUGAGCGCCAGAUCAAGAUCUGGUUUCAGAAUAGAAGAAUGAAGUGGAAAAAAGACCACAAACUGCCCAACACGAAGGGCAGGUCUUCUUCCUCUGGUUCAAACCCCCAUUUACAGACUGGUUCCAAGGACCAUCAGACUGACUUGACAACUUUGUAG